AUGACAUCAGAGGAGCCUGUCGCUAAUCGUGGCUACACUUUCCACCUGGCAGCGUUGCUAGUGCUGCUGGCGGCACCAUUGAGCAGUGCCGGCGCAGCAGCAGGCUGCGACUGUGACAACAUCACCCUGCGGGGCCCGCCGGUGUGCGCCGGCGGCAUCACGUUUGCCAACCGCUGCGUCGCCUCGUGCCAGGGCAUCGCCGGCGCAACGCAGGGCGCUUGCAGGGCGCCCGCGGCGGCGAAUGUGGAAGCAGAAGCAGCAGCGGCGGCGGCGGCAGCGGCAGCGGGAGGGUCGGAUGUGAGCGGCAGCGGCCAGGCGGAUUUUGAUACCGCUGCCACAGUGGGGCGAGCCGUGCUGGAGCGGCACAGCGGCGAGGGCUUUGUGUUCAGCGGCAAGCUGAGGGUGCGCAAGCAGGGCAAGGUGGCGACCCCCAAGGUUCACACCCUGCAGGCUGUCAGGGCCGCGGCAAGGACCGGCACAGCUUUUGCCGCACGCUUCACCUCCGCCGGAGAGCUCUACUUUCGCGUUGCAGACCCGCAGGCCAGCGCCGCCGCCGCCGCCUCGGCCGCCACCGCCGGCGCGGCAGCCGGCGGCGGCCACGGCUCGGCUGCCCGGCCGGCGCAUACCCCCGCUCAGCCGGCACGUGGCGUCGGCGGCAGGAGGAUGCAUGUGGUGGGGUGGGACAACCGGGUGGCGGUCAGCGACCUGGCGCUGCCCUACUCUCCCAUCGGCGUGGUGGACACCGGCUGCACCGGCACGCUGAUUGGGCCCAGGAGCGUGCUGACGGCAGGCCACUGCGUGUACGACACCGGCGCCCGCCGCUUCUACGGCAACCUGGGCUUCUGGGCGCAGCGGUACGCCGGCAAAAGGGCGCGGUACUACGACUGGGAGUACGUCACCACUCACUUCUCCUCAGCCGCCCCCUGGACCAAGUGCGGUGACGGCAACGGGCAGUGCCAGACGGCCCAGGACAGGGUGCACGACUUUGCGGUGGUGCGGCUCAGGGAGCGGGCCGGCGACGUGCACGGCUGGCUGGGGUUCACGUACCGCUGCCAGAACUCAAGCUACCGCGUGGCCACCGCCGGGUACCCGCUGGACCGCGACCCGCGCCAGGUGCGCCUGUACCGCGCCGCCGGCAAGCUGGCGCCCUUCCCCGGCUGCGCGCCCACGCCCUGGGACGUCCCCUCGGGCUUCAUCUCCUCCAACCUGGAUGUGGCGGUGGGGCAGUCGGGGUCGCCCAUCUGGGACCCCAGCCUCUUCAUCAGAGCCAUACACGUGUCCUACCUGCCCAACGGCCGCCCGGGGCACCGCACCAUCAACCGAGAGGUGUACGACAUCCUGCUGCCGCUGGCGGUGUGA
Messenger RNA from Chlorella variabilis, 1359 nucleotides. RefSeq lists its product as hypothetical. The transcript has 4 exons. Gene Ontology annotation, molecular function: serine-type endopeptidase activity. The record is from RefSeq and is a predicted model, not a curated record. Lineage: Eukaryota; Viridiplantae; Chlorophyta; Trebouxiophyceae; Chlorellales; Chlorellaceae. The coding region runs from base 1 to 1359 and encodes 452 amino acids. Gene Ontology annotation, biological process: proteolysis.